UAAAUUAGAAUAAUAAAAAACGCCACGAAGCAACAGCAAUGAACUAUAGACAUGUACUGGGCAAGAUUACAAUUACUAACAAUACUGAGUUUUCAAAUUUGCCUUGGGAUCAAAUGGGACAAGAUUCGGUGCUCGUUUGACCGGCAGCCCGUCCAAAAUGGUUUGCUGCCACAAGAACAGUUUGGACGAUUUCCCUGGCUAGGCGUUAUUCAGUAUGACUUUUUCUACGCCGGGAAGAUGCGUUACGCGCUGACCGGCGCCGUGCGGAUCCACCCGUGGUACGCGCUUGCGCCAGCUGAAGAUGUCUUUAAAAUUGACCGCGAAACCGUAUCGAACAGCACACACUUCAUAGUAUGGCACAGCGCCGAGGUGAAGUACUACAUGGGAGUACUGGACUACAUACUGCACCACGAGUUUACUACCAACAUCACGUUUGCGACCCUGGCCAUGAUGGUACUGGUGCCGGAUAAAUUCAACAAGCUGGGACAUGCUGGACCUGCUUUGCCUAUCUGCCUGCCCGCUAAAGGAUCCGGCGCAUUUAGAAACUUCUACGUUGUCAGAAUGUCAGAUGUUACAGGUAAGUUGAGGAAAGAGGUGACUAGAGUGGAUCACGUUCAUAAGGAUGAGUGUAUAACAUUUUAUAAAAAAGCCCAGUUGGACUACAAAAUGAUGGCGCCUACGCACAUGGUCUGCGCAGUGGUGCGCGCGUGGCGCGCGCAGCCCUGCAUUUGGGAUGGCGGUGCGGCGUUAGUCUCUCGAGAGUCAGAACUAUAUUGGACACUGCUAGGUUUCAGCUCCCGCGGUCCUGGCUGCGGCGCGCCUGCGCGCUUCAUCGACGUGAACAGCCACAUGGAAUGGAUCGACGCUCAGAUAGCCGCAGCUUCUUAUUACCAGUGUGAAGACUGUCUCUACCAGUGCUGCAAUGCUGUCUAUGCUCCUUCAGCGCGAGGGAAUAAAACGCUGCCUUUUAUAUAAACACAAGGCUCACCGUCGUUUCUCACUAUCUUUGCGGCACGUGCUG
Molecule: messenger RNA, 1021 nt
Organism: Cydia fagiglandana
Lineage: Eukaryota; Metazoa; Arthropoda; Insecta; Lepidoptera; Tortricidae
Exons: 8
Coding region: 52-975 (307 amino acids)
Biological process (GO): proteolysis
Molecular function (GO): serine-type endopeptidase activity
Source: RefSeq, a predicted model, not a curated record